AGCGGCAGCGGCGCCGGGACGCACCGGGACGCACCGGGGCGAGACGGGCACCGGCAGCGGCACCGGAGCGCAGCCCGGCUCGGGACCGGGCGGGGCGGGGGAACCGGCCGGCUCCAAACCCGCCCCCCGGCGCGGGAGGAGGCGGUGGCCGAGCCCCCCCGCCGCGCUCCAGCCGAGCCAGACCCGCGCCAGCCCCGAGCCGCUCGCCCAUGGCGACCCCCGGCCCCACGCGUGCCCCGGCCCCGGCACGGAGCCGCCGCUGAGCGCUGCGCACCGGCACCGGCCCGGCGUCCAGUUUGUAGAGACAUGUUCAGCGGAAGCCGGGAAUUCAGCCCCUUGCCUUCCUCGCCGUCUUCCUCACGGGAUUCAUCCUCCUCCUUCUCUUCUUCCUCCUCCUCCUCCUCCUCCUCCUCCUCCUCGCUGCCGGCGGCUCCGCGGAGAUCCCCACGGGCCCUGCAACGCCACGGCUCUCUGCUGGCCCAGUACAGCGCCUUGCUGGAGAGCUACACGGAGGGCGAGAUCCGCCAGCUGAUCUCGGCGCUGGUGGAGCGCUACCGCCAGGCCAUGAACUCGGGCGGGCACGAGCUGCCGCUCUUCCCUCGCGCCGGCAGCCGCCGCAAACGCGCCCGCGCCCGCCACAAACCCUGCGAGCUGCGCGAGCUGGAGGUCAGCGUCAGCGAGCUGGGCCUGGGCUACGAGUCGGACGAGACCGUUCUGUUCCGCUACUGCAGCGGCACCUGCGAGGCCGCCGUGCGCAGCUACGACCUCUCCCUCAAGAGCAUGAGGAGCCGCAGAAAGAUCCGGAAGGAGAAGAUCCGGGCGCGGCCGUGCUGCAGGCCGCUGGCCUACGACGACGACGUGUCCUUCCUGGACGCCUACAACCGCUACUACACCGUCAACGAGCUGUCGGCCAAGGAGUGCGGCUGCGUGUGACGGGGCCACCCGGGCAGAGGGGCCGGGAUGGAGGCUGGAGCGGCCGGAGGAGGAGAGACUGAGCCGCUGGCGUGUCCCUCGGCGUCACCGUCCCGCCGGCCGCGCAGGACUAGAGACGUGGCCGCCGCCGUGGCGGAGGCGGUUGGAGCGGUGACGGCGGCUUGAGGCUGUUGUCCCCUCUGCGGGUGGCCCAGCGGUGCCUGCUGAGGGGACAGUGGGUGUGCAGCGUGCACGGGGCGUGUCCAGUGCUCGGCGGGCGCAGGCUGCACUGCGUGUCACCCGUGUCACGCGUGUCACAGGCUACGUUACCUGCACAGGGUGCGGCGCAGGUGUCUCUGGCAUGGGGGACACACACGUGCCAGGGGUUCUGUGUCAGGGUGUGGCACAGGGGUGUGGCACAGGGGUGUGGCACAGGGGUGUGGCACAGGGGCGUGGCAUGUGCAGGGGGUGUUCUGAGCAGCGCUGGUGCUGUGUGGUACUGGACAGGGUGUGCCACACACUCUGGGUGUGCUUUGGGGUGUGCUGCACACUCCGGGUGUGCUUUGGGGUGUGCUGCACACCUGGGGUGUGUUUUGGGGUGUGUUACAGGUUUGGGGUGCAUCAGGUGCCCUGUGCUGCCCCAGGGUGGGGGCUGAGUCCUUCUCUCUGUAGUUUUGGGGUUUUGUGACCACCCUGAGCUGCUGGGGGAGGUCCAACCGUCCCAGAUGCCGGUGUCUGGGGACACAGAAAUGACAACAGUGGUUUGUGUGUGGCUCUGACUCCCUCUGGCUUGUGCCCCUUUUGCCAUCGUCUCGUUCUUGCAGCCCUGGGGCUUUUCUUCUUAAAACUCGGGAUAAUCUGAAGUAACUGGAUUAACCUCCUGUGCCCCCGCCACGGGCAGCUGGGCCAGAGCCCAGCCACCACCAGGGAGGUGACAGAACCUCCUCAGGGCCACCAGCAGAGCAUCCCUGGUUUGGCACCUCCCAAAAUCCCCCCGGCUCUCCCGGGAGCAUCCCCCAUGCUCUGCUCGGGGCUGGAAUCCUGCGGGAGAGGGGACUCAGGCCUGGCUUCGGCUCCGCUCACAUUUACAGCAGUGUCACUGCUGUUUACUCUGCGGGGAAAUAAAUGAGCCCGCAGACUUUCACAUUCCCUGGGCAGGCUCGAGUUGUUGCCUGGGAUUGAUGGGUUUUCUCCCCUUGGCUCCCUUCCCAGAAAAAGCAAAUCAUAAACAGAAGGAGAAUAUUGGUGUCAUGUCCUGGGCAUUAACCAACGUGAGGGAAAACACUCCGUGUGCCACCCCCCGGCGUCCUGGCUCCUCUCUCCGGACAAACGGGGGGAAAAAAAUCCCUCGUGCCUUCAUCCUGAGGAGGAGGAGGAGGAGGGCUGCCGGUGGUGAUCCCAGCUCAGGGAUGGUGCUGCAGGAUUUUGGGGAAGCAGGAUGGCAUCCCUUAGGUGGGGAGCAGCAUCUCCAGUGUUGGACCAGCCACAUUCCCGACCUCCACACAGGCCCAGGCUGGUGGGGAUUUUUUUUUUUCCCUUCCUUUUUAUCCAAACGCAGCUCUUGGCUGAGCAGAGCCAGGGUGUAGUGGAGGAAUAUAAACACCAUCCUUCAGCAGGGCUGGCGGCCUGGGAAGGCAGCCUGGACUCUGUAACACGGAGUUUUCCCUGGAUUUUGGGAAAGGCAGGAGGCGGCCGCGGGUGCGGGGUGUGAAACCCGCACCCGGGAAUUGGGAACUCAGAGAGGAUAAACUCCACGCUCCAGGUGCAGCUCCCGAAGCAAGGUGUGAGUUUGCAGCCCUGGAAAUGGGAAAAGUGGCCCAAAAUAAUCAGCUGGAGGAUGGGAAUGGCAGAUGGGCAGCGGGAGCCGCGCUGGGCUCGCAGCGGAUAAGCGGCUCACUCGAGUUUAAGAUAAAAAAAAGCACCCAAAUCUAAUAAUAAUAAUGAUAAUAAUAAUAAUAACUGUCCUCUCCAGGGCUUGGGUGCUUUCCAGGUCUCGCUGCUAUAAAACUAAAAUUAGUUUUGUUGCAGUAAGAAAAAAGGAAUGGAAGCAGAGCAGGGAAGGUGGUGUGGAAGCAGUGCAGGACCUGGUGCUGCAGAGGAGGAUUUGGAGCAGGAGCUGCCUCUGCUCAGUGUUUGCACCCUGGUUUGGGAUAGUUUUUGGCAGAAUCCAGGGAUUUAGGGUGUCUUGAUGGUGGGCACUCGGCCCAAGGGACCCUCCUCUCUCCAGAGUGGUGGUGGGAGCAGCAGGAAGACGAGGGGACAAGGGAGCAUCAGCUCGUGCUGGGACACCUCCCAGCUGCCAAAAUCCCCCAUUCCCAGUGCAGAUCCAGCUUGGAGCCCCCAAAACUGGGAGGAAAACCUGACUCAAUGCAGUGGUGUGUUAAAAGCAGCAGGAAUAGCUCCAAUCCAUCAUUUUUUGCUUUUUUUUUUUUUGUUCUUUUUUAAAUUUCCCCCUGCUGGCAGCGCAGCUCCAGCCCGUGUGGAGGGAAUGUUCCCCAUCUGCCUCACGCUGGUUUUUUCUUUGGUUUUUUUUUUUUGGGAACAGCUGGGAUUUGCAGCCACAAAACUCCCCGAUGGGGUGAGCUGGGGCAUCGUGGUGUGGCCAAAAGGAUGGAUUCUGCUUCCAUGUCUUUCUCAGGGCUCCUCCUCCUCGUGGAGCUCCUCCAGCUGUCCCGGUGCCAUCCCGCUGCCAGCCGGCCCUGGAAAUGUGGUUCCAAUAGAAAGGCUGAGGUUUCCCUAAUGCUUUCCAUUUCUCCAGCCCCCUUUGCUGUAAUAAGAGCUGGAGUUGUCCGGAAGAAUGUCUACAAUGCAAAAAAAAAAAAAAAAAAGUGGAAAAUUCCCUCCUCAAAGCCACAGCAGAAUCUCAUCUGGCUCCUUCCUCAGCAUCCCAUGUGCUGGUUAAUAUUAAUAUUAAUAUUAAUAUUAAUAUUAAUAAUAAUAAUAAUAAUAAUGAUAACCAGUGUGCAACAGCUGUCAAGGGGAUUUUGGGGUUGGGUUUUUGUUUGUCUGGGGCUGCAGCUCCUCCCAGAGAGCUCCUCUCUCAAGGAGAGGAGGGUUUGAAGAGCAGGAGGUUUGGAAACACGAGGAGAUGUUUAAAUUUAUCCCGGUGGCUGUGACAGCGCAAAACCCCAGGGUUGUGCUCUCCCAGCCCUGGCACGGUGAGUUCUGGGGUUUCCAGUGGGUUUUCCAUCAGGACACGCUGUGCUAGCUCGGGAUCAGAUCCACACAUCCCACAAAUCUCUCGGGAUCCCGUUCGCUCCCAGGGUCUCGCUCCCAAUUUGGGAUCCACGGGGGGGAAAUCGCGUCCGACGUCGUCGCUUCCACUCGAUGAAAGCGCCGGCACGGGGAAUGUUCUGGGUUUAAACAGCUCCAGGAUCCUGCUGGGAGAAAGGAUUUUCCCAAUUUAUCAAGAGAAAUGGUGUUUUGGUGGGAUUCAGAGCCCGUUGUAAAGUGGGAACGGGGCUGCCACGUGUUUUCCUUCUGGGCUGAACAAAGCGUGGCCUCGAAG
Pyrgilauda ruficollis (rufous-necked snowfinch) is the source of this 4420-nucleotide messenger RNA. It is a transcript of the gene NRTN, whose product is annotated as neurturin. Gene Ontology annotation, molecular function: growth factor activity; glial cell-derived neurotrophic factor receptor binding; receptor tyrosine kinase binding. The coding region runs from base 307 to 933 and encodes 208 amino acids. NCBI's taxonomy places the organism in Eukaryota, Metazoa, Chordata, Aves, Passeriformes, Passeridae. The record is from RefSeq and is a predicted model, not a curated record. The transcript is spliced from 3 exons.